AUGCAAUCAGCUAAUUGUGCAGCACUUACAUGGAACGAAAUAUUAAAGGCUUCAGAGGCCGACAACGAAAUUCUUGAGGUUUUAGAUAUUCUGAAGGAUGGCAAUCUACAGAACUUGCCUGUAGAGUAUAGGGUAGUUGCCAAUGAGUUGUGCAGCUUCCAAGGAGUGCUGCUACGAAGCGACCGAAUCGUUAUACCUGUUUCAUUGAGGGAAAAAGUACUAACAACAGCUCACGAAGGCCAUCCCGGUAUCGUGAUGAUGAAGGGUCACCUGAGAUCCAACGUGUGGUGGCCCAAAAUGGACCAGGCAGUGGAACGAUUCGUCAAGCGCUGCAGAGGCUGUGCAUUAGUUGCUGCACCAGAACCACCAGAGCCAAUGAAUCGUAGUCGUCUUCCUACAUCCCCUUGGCAAACUCUUGCGCUGGAUUUUUUAGGUCCAUUACCUGAGGGACAACACUUGUUGGGUGUAGUUGACUGCUACAGCCGGUACAUGGAGGUAGUUGAAAUGGAAACAACGACUACGAAAGAUGUUAUGCGGGAGUUAAUGAUCAUGUUUAGUCGGUAUGGCAUUCCAUCCUUCUUGAAGGCCGAUAACGCGCCACAGAUUAGUUCGGAUUGUGAGGAAUUUCGGGAGUUUUGUUCGACUAACGGAAUUAAGCUGCUGAACACCAUACCCUACUGGCCUCAAUCCAACGGAGAGGUAGAAAGGCAAAAUCGGUCGAUUUUAAAACGCCUUCGUAUCUCACAGGAACUCGGGAAGGAUUGGAGAAACGAGCUACGGCUGUAUUUACUAACAUAUCAUUCCUCCAAGCAUCCAACCACAGGAAAAUCUCCAGGAGAGUUGAUGUUUGGACGUCCGAUCAAAAGCAAACUACCGACCAUUUCAAACUUUCCUGAAGACGGAGAAGUGCGCGAGAGAGAUGCUCUCGUCAAAGAAAAGGGGAGAGAGUAUAGUGACAGAAAACGGCAUGCAAAAGAAAGCGAUAUACGACAGGGGGAUGUUGUACUCGCUAAACGGAUGCGCAAAGCGAAUAAAUUGGACACAGAGUUUUCGAACGAAGAGUUCGUAGUUCAGCGUAAAGAGGGGACUGAUACCCUUAUACAGUCAAAGCUCACUGGUAAACAAUACAGGCGUAGUUCGGCGCACUUGAAGAAGAUCGAGGACCAAGAAACCAUACAGGAGACUCACAGCGAUGAACUACGAGAAGUUCCGGAUCUUAUGCCGGCAACGGCUCAACAUGAAUCCGGACCUAUGACGGAAACAGAAAACACACCAUCGGAGACAGCAUCUUCACUAAGACCUUCAACUACACGACGAAGGAAUGCACCGUCAAAGUACCAAGACUAUGUUCCGCAUUGA
Uranotaenia lowii is the source of this 1359-nucleotide messenger RNA. RefSeq lists its product as uncharacterized. The record is from RefSeq and is a predicted model, not a curated record. NCBI's taxonomy places the organism in Eukaryota, Metazoa, Arthropoda, Insecta, Diptera, Culicidae. Gene Ontology annotation, molecular function: nucleic acid binding. Bases 1 to 1359 code for a protein of 452 amino acids. The transcript has a single exon. Gene Ontology annotation, biological process: DNA integration.